Molecule: messenger RNA, 2770 nt
Organism: Betta splendens (Siamese fighting fish)
Lineage: Eukaryota; Metazoa; Chordata; Actinopteri; Anabantiformes; Osphronemidae
Product: ATP-dependent RNA helicase DHX15
Exons: 14
Coding region: 119-2419 (766 amino acids)
Cellular component (GO): intracellular anatomical structure; spliceosomal complex
Molecular function (GO): RNA binding; ATP binding; RNA helicase activity
Source: RefSeq, a predicted model, not a curated record
CGAGAAGAAGAACAGUCACUACAGGAAUCAGGAAGUCAACUUAGUUAAUAUCAUCCGGCAGAGUCGGAGCUGUGCUCGUUCUAAUUCAUCAGAGGCAUUUAAUUUUUUAUCUUAAAAUAUGUCUAAAAGGCAUCGCCUGGAUUUGGGCGAUGACUACUCAUCCAGUAAGAAGAGGUCUGACGGGAGAGACCGGGAUCGUGACAGAGACCGGGAAGACCGCUCCAGAGACAGAGACCGAGACAGGGAUAGGGAUCGGGACAGAGACCGAGACAGAGACAGAGAUCGUGACCCGAAACCUUCUAGUGCACCGUCUAACAGCACAGCACCUGUGAUAGGCUUGAUGCCCAUCAAGCAAAUGGCUGUCCACCAGCAGAUAAAUCCAUUUACUAACCUACCCCACACCCCACGCUACUAUGAGAUCCUGAAGAAGAGGUUACAACUUCCGGUGUGGGAGUACAAGGACCGCUUCAGUGAUAUAAUCUCUCGCCAGCAGAGCUUUGUACUUGUGGGAGAGACUGGCUCUGGGAAGACAACACAGAUCCCACAGUGGUGUGUGGACAUGGUGAGAGGCUUGCCUGGUCCUAAGCGAGCAGUGGCCUGCACUCAGCCUAGGAGAGUGGCAGCCAUGAGUGUGGCUCAGAGGGUGGCGGAUGAAAUGGACGUCAUGCUCGGACAGGAAGUGGGUUACUCCAUUCGAUUUGAGGACUGCAGCUCUGCCAAGACUAUUCUCAAGUACAUGACAGAUGGUAUGUUACUAAGAGAGGCUAUGAAUGACCCACUGCUGGAGCGAUAUGGUGUGAUCAUUCUCGACGAGGCCCACGAACGAACUCUGGCUACAGACAUCCUGAUGGGAGUACUCAAAGAGGUGGUACGCCAAAGAGCUGACCUGAAGGUUAUCGUCAUGAGCGCCACGCUAGAUGCUGGAAAGUUCCAGAUAUAUUUUGACAACUGUCCUCUGCUGACUAUUCCUGGACGUACGCACCCUGUGGAGAUCUUCUACACACCCGAACCAGAGCGAGACUACCUGGAGGCUGCGAUACGCACCGUCAUCCAGAUUCAUAUGUGUGAGGAAGAAGAAGGAGACUGUCUUCUCUUUCUCACUGGUCAAGAGGAAAUUGACGAGGCCUGCAAACGAAUCAAGCGUGAAGUGGAUGACCUCGGACCUGAAGUUGGAGACAUAAAAAUCAUUCCACUGUAUUCCACGUUGCCCCCUCAGCAGCAGCAAAGAAUUUUUGAGCCUCCUCCUCCAAGGAAGCCUAGCGGUGCAAUAGGAAGAAAGGUUGUGGUGUCAACAAACAUUGCUGAGACCUCUCUGACAAUUGAUGGUGUAGUGUUUGUCAUUGAUCCUGGAUUUGCCAAACAAAAGGUGUACAAUCCUCGUAUCAGAGUUGAGUCCUUGCUCGUCACAGCCAUCAGUAAAGCUUCUGCCCAGCAGAGAGCAGGGCGAGCCGGCAGAACACGUCCUGGAAAAUGUUUCCGGCUCUACACAGAGAAGGCCUACAAAACAGAGAUGCAGGAUAACACAUACCCAGAAAUACUUCGGUCCAACUUAGGAUCUGUUGUGCUGCAGUUGAAAAAGCUUGGUAUUGAUGACCUGGUGCACUUUGAUUUUAUGGAUCCACCAGCUCCCGAGACGCUGAUGAGGGCCCUGGAACUUUUGAAUUACCUUGCAGCUCUCAACGAUGACGGUGACCUGACGGAGCUGGGCUCCAUGAUGGCCGAGUUUCCCCUGGACCCCCAGCUGGCUAAGAUGGUUAUUGCCAGCUGCGAGUUUAACUGCUCUAAUGAGAUCCUUUCCAUUACUGCCAUGCUGUCAGUCCCACAGUGUUUUGUCCGGCCCACGGAGGCUAAGAAGGCAGCAGAUGAAUCCAAGAUGAGGUUUGCUCACAUUGAUGGAGACCACUUGACGCUGCUCAACGUCUACCAUGCCUUCAAACAAAACCAUGAGUCGAACCAAUGGUGUUACGACAAUUUUGUCAACUACCGUUCACUGAUGUCUGCGGACAAUGUGCGCCAGCAGCUGUCCAGGAUCAUGGACCGCUUCAACCUGCCUCGUCGCAGCACAGAGUUCACCAGCAGAGAUUAUUACAUCAACAUCCGCCGGGCACUCUGCACAGGUUUCUUCAUGCAGGUGGCUCAUUUGGAGCGAACAGGUCAUUACCUCACAGUCAAAGACAACCAAGUUGUCCAGCUGCACCCGUCUACAGUCUUGGACCACAAGCCCGAGUGGGUGCUCUACAACGAAUUUGUUCUCACCACAAAGAACUACAUCCGCACUUGCACAGACAUCAAGCCAGAGUGGUUGGUGAAGAUUGCACCCCAGUACUAUGAAAUGAGUAACUUCCCACAAUGUGAAGCUAAACGACAGCUGGAGCGAAUCAUUGCCAAACUAGAGAGCAAGGAGUAUUCUCAGUACUGAACAAUAGCCGAGAAGUGUCCUGGAAAGCAACCACGUACUAUAGUUUUAGAUCUUUCUGUACCAUUGUAUCUUAAUGUUUAACGUUUUUGGAAGUUUUGAUUUUUAUAUUUUGUUGUUUUUUUUUUUUUUUUGUGUUUUUUGUUUUUUUUCUGCCCCCCCCCCCAUCAUUGUUAAUUCUGUAACUAAGUGUACUGUCAAAUUAAAUAUCAGCAGCUAAUAUUAGAUCUGGCUAAAAAGAUUUUCCAAAGGAAUAUCAGAAACAUGUCAAUGAUGUGGUUGACCUUCCUUUAGGGGAUUGCUGAGUCAGAGUUGUGCUUGCUUUGUUUCUUUAAUAAAGGAGCUUUGACUUAA